Anas platyrhynchos (mallard) is the source of this 440-nucleotide messenger RNA. It is a transcript of the gene IFITM2, whose product is annotated as interferon-induced transmembrane protein 2. Gene Ontology annotation, cellular component: plasma membrane. NCBI's taxonomy places the organism in Eukaryota, Metazoa, Chordata, Aves, Anseriformes, Anatidae. The record is from RefSeq and is marked provisional.
GUUCCCCUACACGCUUCCCAACCCUCCCAGUCCUCGCUCGGCGCCCCUGCCCCGUCAUGAAGCCCCAGCGGGAGGAGGUGAGCAUCCCGCUGUACCCCCCCAGCCGGGGGCAGCCCCCCACCACCGGCCCCAACGAGCAGCCCCGAGAUUUCUUUCUCUGGUCCCUCUUCAACGUCCUGAUCGGUUACGGGCUCGCCUACCUCGGCUGCCUCUGCUUCCCCGCGCUCAUCUUCUCCAUCAAGGCCCGUGACUGCAAGAUGCUGGGGGAUGUGGAGGGUGCCAGGAAGCACAGCACCCGGGCCAAGGUGUUGAACAUCAUCUGCUCCGUGCUGAUGGUCGUCACCGUGAUCGUUGCCAUCGCUGUCUUCGUGGCUGUCAUCACCUGACCACUGCUGGCCACAGCCCCUCGACCGAUGGACCGACCUGCCACCCUUCCACUG